CGAUAAGUUCGCGGUCACACUAUCGCAAUGUUCGCCAAUGUUAUUAUUUACAAAUUAAAUUAAAUAUGCUGACUUACAACCGUGCACUCUGGUGUCUGCCCGGCAAACUUAUGCGGAACCUUUCGACGGCUGGGACACCGGUUUUGACCGAAAAUGACCAGACCAACAGCUUGCUGCCGGCUUAUACUGAUGAGGAACGCCAGAAGAUACUUGCGAGGAUCAACGACACCAGCAUCGAUCAUAUGCUCAGCUACGACAUAACCAAGGGGCGAGCCAGCAAACUGCAUAGCUGGAGGACGCGCAAUGGUCCACUGCGUGAUGUGAACGACAUCUUGUUUGUGGAGGGCUUUGGCCUGAAGGUAGCAAAAAAGUUCUUCAGAAGCCUACUGGAACCAGAGGGCGCCAGAAGAGGCAGCGAGGGAAAUUCCAUCCAGAAACCCAAGUCCAUCCGAACGGCUCCCUUCAUAACUCCUGGAAUGGACGAGGGACAGCGUACGCAGAUUGUGUCCAGCGUGGGAGUUCGCAUUGGCGUGACCAGCGUUAGUUGGGCACGAAUUGAGAUUGGAAAGAAUGACAAUGAGCCCUGCCGCCUCACCCAUUGGCAGCAUCACGAGCUGAACGACAAGAAGCUGCACUUGGCCGAGCUGGCCCGACGCUGCCUGUACGUGACCCACCAAAUGCCACAGGCGGACUGCUAUGUUCUAGAAAACCCACAGAUGGCCCAGGCCAGCAGCAACCCGGGCAGCAUCGAUCAGCAGAAUGUCAACAUCCAGAAAUCCCAAGUGACGGCCAUAUUGAGCUAUGCCCUGCUGUCCCGGGCCGAUCCAGACGCGACCAAGUGCAACAACCUCUACUACAUGCGGCGCUUUCUCACAGCACGACUCUUCAACCACUUGGUGGGCACAGAGAGGGUCUCCUCAGAGGACACAAUCCUGUCCAUGAUGCGCACCCACUAUAACAUGGAGGACCAGAUAGAGGCGACGCCGCAGGCACACGCAGGAAUACGCAGUCAGGUUCAGUUCCCUGCCGACCUGAGAAACAUGUUCUCGCAGCUGGAACGCUAUCAGCGUGAGCUGCUGGGCCAGGCUUUUCUGCUUAACUUGGCAUUUGCACGACUCGUUCUCCUGCAGGAUCCGUUGAGCAUUUCAACAGUUUCGCGCAGCCCAAAAAGUUCCCUCCUUCCCAGUGCCGACGGCUGUGAGGCAAUUGUUCAAUAGCCGAUUAGAUAUGUAUAUUUGUUUGAACUGUUUCUUAUUCCUACAGAAUAAAUGUCAUUUCCUUCGCAGAAGGGAUGUGUAAUAAUACAAAAAUGUCUUGCUUCGGGCGAGCGAGUUCAAGAACUGAUUAUGAUGAUA
Drosophila subobscura is the source of this 1355-nucleotide messenger RNA. Its product is annotated as transcription elongation factor, mitochondrial. Gene Ontology annotation, biological process: transcription elongation by mitochondrial RNA polymerase; mitochondrial transcription. Lineage: Eukaryota; Metazoa; Arthropoda; Insecta; Diptera; Drosophilidae. The transcript is spliced from 2 exons. The record is from RefSeq and is a predicted model, not a curated record. Bases 66 to 1217 code for a protein of 383 amino acids. Gene Ontology annotation, cellular component: mitochondrial nucleoid. Gene Ontology annotation, molecular function: DNA polymerase processivity factor activity.